AUGUCAGAGAAGAAGCAAACUGCUAGUUCUAUAAAGUCAUUUAUCUCGGGUGGAUGUGGUGGUGUUGCGGCUGUACUCGUUGGACACCCCUUUGACCUCACGAAGGUCCGACUACAAACUGCUCCGCAGGGGACAUACACUGGUGCGAUCGAUGUUGUGAAGCAGACACUUGCCAGGGAUGGGCUAAAAGGGAUGUAUCGAGGAAUGGGACCGCCUCUCGUUGGAGUAACACCCAUCUUUGCUAUUUCGUUCUGGUCAUACGACCUGGGGAAGAAGAUCGUCUAUUCUUUGACACCUAAUCGGGCCAAUACUAAAUUAUCAACGGCGGAAUUAGCCUUUGCAGGGUUCUUCUCUGCCAUCCCUACAACCCUCGUCGCAGCACCAGCGGAACGAAUUAAGGUCGUGUUGCAAGUGCAAGGUCAAGGCACGGCUGCUACUGCAUAUAACGGGCCUAUCGCUGCCGUAAGAGGGCUGUAUAAAGAAGGGGGGUUGAAGAGUAUAUUCCGUGGUUCGGGGGCGACGCUAGUCCGUGAUGGACCGGGUAGCGCUGCCUAUUUCGUAACAUACGAAGAAUGCAAGAAAGCACUCACACCUGCUGGAUCGGACCCUUCGCAGUUGAACCUGGGUGCCGUGAUCGUUUCGGGUGGUAUGGCGGGCGUUGCGAUGUGGUCUUUGGGUAUUCCUCCUGAUGUGAUCAAAUCACGUAUCCAAUCCGCACCGCAGGGAACAUAUAGCGGAUUCAUCGAUUGCGCACGGAAGACAAUCGCUCAGGAUGGAGUGAUGGCGCUGUUUAAAGGGUUUGGUCCUGCUAUGGCUAGGGCUUUCCCGGCUAACGCAGCUACUUUCCUCGGUGUGGAAGCAUCACUGAAAUUGAUGGACAAGCUGUUCUAGCUGCAUAUAUGUCUCAAGUGAUCAGAUACGAUACUUAGAUAAUAUACACACUCGAGCCCCCCCGCAACUUAGAGUGCCAAUGC
Messenger RNA from Cantharellus anzutake, 974 nucleotides. RefSeq names its product mitochondrial carrier domain-containing protein. Gene Ontology annotation, molecular function: O-acyl-L-carnitine transmembrane transporter activity. Bases 1 to 891 code for a protein of 296 amino acids. Gene Ontology annotation, cellular component: mitochondrial envelope. The transcript is spliced from 9 exons. NCBI's taxonomy places the organism in Eukaryota, Fungi, Basidiomycota, Agaricomycetes, Cantharellales, Hydnaceae. The record is from RefSeq and is a predicted model, not a curated record. Gene Ontology annotation, biological process: carnitine transmembrane transport; mitochondrial transport.